Scaptodrosophila lebanonensis is the source of this 909-nucleotide messenger RNA. RefSeq lists its product as uncharacterized. NCBI's taxonomy places the organism in Eukaryota, Metazoa, Arthropoda, Insecta, Diptera, Drosophilidae. The record is from RefSeq and is a predicted model, not a curated record. The transcript has a single exon. Gene Ontology annotation, molecular function: oxidoreductase activity. Bases 25 to 804 code for a protein of 259 amino acids.
UUUCACAAUCGCAAUAGCAAGAACAUGUCCGCAAGCAACUUCAAAGAUAAGGUAAUAAUUGUAACGGGCGCCAGCUCGGGAAUUGGUGCUGCAGCCGCUACACAUUUGGCCAACUUGGGCGGCCUACUCGUCAUUGUGGGACGCAAUGCGGCGAGACUGAAGGAAACUGCGGACAAAAUUAUUGCUGCUGGAGGAACGGCGCCAUUGCAACUGCAGGUGGACAUGAACAAGGAUGCGGAGGUGGAGCAAAUCGUGUCCGCCACGUUGGCCAAAUACGGUCGCAUCGAUGUUCUGGUAAAUAAUGCCGGCAUUUUGGAGUUGGGUAGCAUAGAGAACACCAGCUUGGAGCAAUACGAUCAUGUGAUGAACACCAAUGUGCGUGCCGUCUAUCAGCUCACAAUGUUGGCCACACCGGAGCUGGUGAAGACCAAGGGCAACAUUGUAAAUAUUUCCAGUGUGAAUGGCAUCCGUUCAUUUCCCGGCGUUCUGGCCUACAAUGUGUCCAAGGCGGCAGUGGAUCAGUUCACUCGCUGUGUUGCCCUUGAACUGGCCCCGAAGGGCGUGCGUGUAAAUGCCGUCAAUCCCGGUGUGAUUAUCACGGAGUUGCAGCGACGGGGCGGUCUUGAUGAGGUGGCAUAUCAGAAUUUCAUGAAGCGUGCCAAGGAGACACAUGCCUUGGGCCGUCCAGGAGAGGUGCAGGAGGUAGCAGCGGCCAUUGCCUUCUUGGCUAGCGAUGCGUCAAGCUUUAUUACCGGCGUCAGCCUUCCCGUUGAUGGCGGUCGGCAUGCAAUGUGCCCACGAUGAGCAACCCGGCUGAAAAAAUGUGGAAGUUUAUAUAUUUUUUAUAUACAAUGCAAAAUAAACGUUGAGUAAUGCGUACACACAUACGUAUACUUACAACCGAUCUUA